Cynara cardunculus var. scolymus (artichoke) is the source of this 1031-nucleotide messenger RNA. RefSeq lists its product as uncharacterized. The record is from RefSeq and is a predicted model, not a curated record. Lineage: Eukaryota; Viridiplantae; Streptophyta; Magnoliopsida; Asterales; Asteraceae. Gene Ontology annotation, molecular function: zinc ion binding. Bases 201 to 860 code for a protein of 219 amino acids. The transcript is spliced from 2 exons.
AGCUUUUGAAGCUUUCUCUCCUCCCAACCAUGGCUAUGGAGUGAUGUAAACACCACAGAAAGGCAAAACCCUUUCUAUUCUUAUCCCCAUUUGCAAAUAAGUAGGAGGGAAAGAUUUGAGAGAAAUGAAGACUUCCUUCAACUUUUGGUGGUGAGGGUAUUCAUGAAAAGAGAUCAACUUUUCCUAUCUUUCUCCUUAAGAUGACAACUUUACAAGAACCCCAGCUCGAUUUAGAAGCCGGCGGUAACAGUGGCGGUGGAGAUGACACCGGCCCGCAGUCAGGAUCAUCUGAUGGUAAUGAAGAGAGUAGCACGACUACUAUUGAGAUCGUAGGGAUGGUGCCGGAGGAGAAGGGAAGGGCAUCCUCUGUUUCAGAGUUCGUGGUGGUGGAUCUUGAGAGCGGCAGCGGUGGUGGCAGUGACGGUGGUGUGGAGGGUAGUAAGGUACAUUUGACAAGAAUUGAAAAAGAUUGCAGGAUUUGUCAUUUGAGUUUGGAUGUAAACAAUCAAGAAUCUGGAAAUGGGAUUCCAAUCGAGUUGGGCUGUUCUUGUAAAGAUGAUUUGGCAGCUGCUCAUAAACACUGUGCUGAAGCUUGGUUCAAGAUUAAAGGCAACAGAACAUGUGAGAUCUGUGGAUCAAUUGCACUAAACGUUGUUGGUGUAGACGAGACUGCAUUGAUGGACCAGCGGAAUGAAGCGAAUGGUGGCACACCAUCACGAUCUAGUGCACUUGGUGAGACCAUGGGUUCGUCAGAAGCCCCCAACUUCUGGCAGGGACAUAGGUUUCUUAACUUUUUGCUAGCUUCCAUGGUUUUCGCGUUUGUCAUCUCAUGGCUAUUCCACUUUAACGUCCCAUCAUGAAAAUGGUCGAUGAGGUAGUUGUUUGUAGUCGGGUAUGGAGGAAAAAUAAUAUGCACAUUUUUGUUCUUGUUUGUUUGUUGCAUAAUUUAGUGUUUGUAAGGCUUCUUUCGAUCUUGUUUUAUUGGAACUUUAAAAUAUGUAUCUAUGUAAUCUCUUACCCAUUUCUUGGAC